Messenger RNA from Miniopterus natalensis, 827 nucleotides. RefSeq names its product cell adhesion molecule CEACAM21-like. Lineage: Eukaryota; Metazoa; Chordata; Mammalia; Chiroptera; Miniopteridae. Gene Ontology annotation, biological process: signal transduction; regulation of immune system process. Gene Ontology annotation, molecular function: protein tyrosine kinase binding. Gene Ontology annotation, cellular component: plasma membrane; cell surface. The record is from RefSeq and is a predicted model, not a curated record.
AUGGAGUCCCCCUCAGCCCUUGUGCUCAGAGGACUUGUCCCCUGGCAGGGGCUCCUGCUGGCUGCCUCACUGUUAAUUUUCCGGAGCCCGCCCGCCGCGGCCCAGCUCUCUAUCGUGACGACCAGCGCCGCCGAGGGGAAGGACGUGCUUCUCCGAAUCCGCAACAAGCCUCCAGAUGCUAUGGGCUUUAUGUGGUACAGGGGGGAGGGGGCGAGAGCCAAUCGUAAUAUUGGAUCUAUCGCAAUGGACCUAAGGGCAUAUGCAACCGGGCCUUCAUACAGCGGCCGAGAGAAAAUAAACCACGACGGGUCCCUGCUGCUGAAGAAGGCCACCCGGCGGGACGCGGGAUACUACACCAUAGUGGCCUACCUCCGGGAUUCAAAAAAAGAAAUAGGAUUUGGACGCCUCCAUGUGUACCAGCCCGUGAGAGUGCCCACCCUCCUGGCCAGCAACACGACAGUCACAGAGCACAAGGACGCCGUGGUCAUGACCUGCUACACAAAUGCGAUCUCCACGCAAUGGCUCUUCAAUGGCAUGAAUCUACGGCUCAGGGAGAGAAUGAAGCUGUCCUGGAACAACAGAACCCUCACCAUAGACCCUGUGAAGAGGGAGGACGCUGGGUAUUAUCAGUGUGAGGUCUCCAACCCCAUCAGUUCCGCUGAAAGUGCGCCUGUGGAGCUGCAUGUGAAGCAUGAGUGACCCUCCUCCCCUCCUCUGUAUUAUUAAUCUCUGAAUAAUUUUGCACCCUUUAAAUAGAUUUGUUGUGAGGGUGGAAAGUCCUUAGAAGACUUACAUUGAGUCAAUAAAUGCACAAAAUUAAGAGCUGA